AUGGUCGGCCUUGUUUCGGCCGCCGGUCUUGUCGGCUUCCUCUCAGAGCCCGACCCCGAGCUCAAGGUCUUUGCCUUGAAGUCAUUAGAUUCCCAGAUCGACCUGCUUUGGACAGAAGUUGUGAACGCGGUUCCCGAGAUUGAGGCUCUUUACGAAGAUGAAUCAUUCCCGGAACGCGGUCUGGCAGCUUUAGUUGCCUCAAAGGUAUAUUAUCACCUGCAGGAAUAUAACGAGAGCAUGGUCCUCGCCCUGGGCGCGGGCAAGCUGUUCCAGCUUGACAACGGUGGCGAGUACGAGGAGACCAUUAUCGCGAAAUGCGUCGAUACCUUCAUCUCGCUAUCUGCCGCCCAGAAGCCUGCGGCUGGUGACCUGGCCGCCAACCUGAACACCUCCUUCUCAGCAUCCGGCGAUGGCGCCACCAGCACAUCAGCAAGCCUGACCUCUCCCAUCACACCCUUCUCCAAAUCCGCCUUGCCUUCAAAGUCACUCCUCUCUCGACAGGAGGUUCCUGGCAUCGACGCUGCGCACCCCGGCGGUGACGACCAGAGUGUCCAGCACAACGAGACUCCGCUUGUCUUGAAGCGGGGUGUUCAGGGCCAACUACAGGCUGUGAUUGAGCGACUGUUUGAAGAGUGCUUCCGUCAAAAGCGUUACCGUCAAGUGAUUGGUAUCGCGAUUGAGGCGAAGAGCUUGGAUGUGCUCCGUCUGGCCAUUCUUCGCGCCAGCGCCGACGAGAAGCAGCAGUCGGGUGAGUCUCACGGAAGUGAGGAGCUCAUGGAGUACGUUUUGGACAUUUGCAUGGGCAUUGUCCAGGAGCGAGGCUUCCGCACCGAGAUCCUGAAGCUCAUCCUCGAGCUUCUUAACGAGAUUCCCGCACCCGACUAUUUCUCUAUCGCCAAAUGCGUUGUCUACCUUAAUGAACACUCAAUGGCGUCGAACAUUCUACGUCAACUCGUCGAGAAGGGCGAUCCGCGAUCCCUCGCCGUUGCAUACCAGAUUUCCUUCGACCUUUACGAUAACAGCACCCAGGAAUUCCUUCAGAAGGUUCGUGAGGAAAUCUCCGAGCUCGUACCUGAGAGCGAUAUAGACAAGACCGAGCAAGAAGAGCCUAAGGAGUCAGAUGCGUUGCUUGAGGACCAAUCAAGCUCGAACCGUCCCGAGGAUGAGUCGACUGCCGCGUUCAGGAACAUUCUUUCCAUCCUUGAUGGUAUUAAAUCCAUUCAACUGAACCUUGAGUUCCUCUACCGAAGCAAUCAGGUCGAUAUGGCGAUUUUGAAUAAGGUGCGCGAUAGCCUCGAGGCACGCAAUUCCAUAUUCCACACCGCCGUCACUCUGUGCAACGCUUUCAUGCACGCCGGAACCACACACGACAGGUUUUUCCGUGAAAACCUGGAGUGGCUCGGCAAGGCUGUGAACUGGUCUAAGUUCACCGCUACUGCUGCUCUGGGUGUCAUUCACCGGGGCAACCUCAGCCAGGGACAGAAGCUCCUGCAGCCCUAUCUGCCCAAGGAACAAAUUGCCGGGGUUGGUGGCUCGGGCUCCGUUUACAGCCAGGGUGGAUCUCUGUAUGCUUACGGCUUGAUUUUCGCCAACCACGGUGGCAUGGCUGUUGAUCUCAUCCGCGACCACUUCAAGAAGGCCACUGAGGAGGUUGUGCAACACGGUGGUGCUCUGGGUCUUGGUGUUGCUGGUAUGGCCACUGGCGAUGAGGGCAUCUACGAGGAUCUCCGCAAUGUGCUCUACACUGACUCCGCUCUUAACGGUGAGGCUGUCGGUCUUGCGAUGGGUCUCGUCAUGCUAGGCACCGGUAACAUGAAGGCUUUGGAGGACAUGAUCCAGUACGCCCAUGACACUCAGCACGAGAAGAUCGUCCGUGGUCUUGCUAUGGGUAUGGCUUUGAUCAUGUACGGCCGCCAGGAGGCUGCCGAUGAGCUGAUCAAUGGUCUCCUCGGUGACCCUGACCCGACUCUCCGCUAUGGUGGUAUCAUGACAAUCGCUCUGGCCUACUGUGGUAGCAGCAGCAACAAGGCCGUUCGCAAACUUCUCCACGUCGCCGUCAGCGAUGUUAAUGAUGAUGUUCGCCGUGUUGCCGUACUGAGCUUGGGCUUCAUUCUGUUCCGCAAGCAUCAGAGUGUUCCCCGUAUGGUGGAGUUGCUCUCAGAGUCCUACAACCCUCACGUCCGCUACGGUGCCGCCAUGGCUCUCGGUAUCUCUUGUGCCGGCACUGGGCUGGAUGAGGCUAUCGAUCUCCUGGAGCCCAUGCUCAAGGACUCGACAGACUUCGUUCGUCAAGGUGCUUUGAUAUCAUUGGCCAUGGUUCUCGUUCAGCAGAACGAGGCCAUGAACCCCCGUGUCACCAGCCUCCGCAAGGCCAUGAUGAAGAUGCUCGGUGACCGCCACGAGGAUGCUAUGGCCAAGUUUGGUUGUGCUGUGGCUCUCGGAAUUAUCGAUGCUGGUGGCCGCAACUGCACCAUCAGUCUACAGACACAGACCGGCAACCUCAACAUGCCCGGUAUUGUUGGUGCUGCUGUCUUCUGUCAGUACUGGUACUGGUUCCCUCUUACCCAUUUCCUGUCCCUCAGCUUUACCCCGACUUCCGUCAUUGGUGUCGACCAGAAGCUGGAGGUCCCGGAGUUCAAGUUCCACAGCAACACCCGCCCCAGUCUCUUUGACUACCCUCCCAUGCAGGAGGUCAAGACUGAGGAGGCUCCCGAGAAGGUGAAGACUGCCGUGCUUUCUACAACCGCUCAGGCCAAGCGCCGCGCCCAGCGUCGUGAGAAGCAGGCCCGCCGUGAGAGCAUGGACAUUGACCAGACGCCCACUACGCCGAAGGUCUCAGAGCAGCUACCGGAGAAGAUGGAGACCGACGAGAAGGAUGACGAGGAGAGCAAGGACGCUGAUAAGGCUGCUGGCGAGGCCCAGAAGAAGAAGGUGGAGCGAGAGAAGGUUGGUUACGAGUUGGACAACAUGUCCCGGGUACUGCCCGCACAGCUCAAGUACCUAACCUUCCCCGACCCACGGUACGAGCCUGUUAAAAGGCCUACUGGUGGUGUCGUCGUCGUUCUGGACAAGCAGCCCGAGGAGCCUCGCGAGACCAUCGAACUCAAGGCGAGCAAGGAGGCCCCUGCCCCUACCGAAACUCUUCAGGAUCGUCUUCAGGCUGCUAUCGGUACUGCUGCUUUGCAGACCCCUCAACGGGCUGAUGCUCGUGCCCUGCUGUCUUCAACCCCGGCCGGAGCUGCGGCGGCAGCGGGUGUGUUGACCGCUGCUGACGAGGACGAGGAGGGUGCAGAGGACGCGCCGGUGCCCGACGAGUUCACAUACGAGUCCGAGGGCGAGGAUGAGUAG
Molecule: messenger RNA, 3348 nt
Organism: Penicillium atrosanguineum
Lineage: Eukaryota; Fungi; Ascomycota; Eurotiomycetes; Eurotiales; Aspergillaceae
Product: proteasome regulatory particle base subunit RPN2
Exons: 5
Coding region: 1-3348 (1115 amino acids)
Biological process (GO): regulation of protein catabolic process; proteasome-mediated ubiquitin-dependent protein catabolic process
Cellular component (GO): proteasome storage granule; proteasome regulatory particle, base subcomplex; nucleus
Molecular function (GO): enzyme regulator activity
Source: RefSeq, a predicted model, not a curated record